Molecule: messenger RNA, 1600 nt
Organism: Asterias rubens (European starfish)
Lineage: Eukaryota; Metazoa; Echinodermata; Asteroidea; Forcipulatida; Asteriidae
Product: ribonuclease Oy-like
Exons: 8
Coding region: 297-1103 (268 amino acids)
Biological process (GO): RNA catabolic process
Cellular component (GO): extracellular region
Molecular function (GO): RNA binding; ribonuclease T2 activity
Source: RefSeq, a predicted model, not a curated record
CAGUAUACACAUGUAUCACCAGGCGAUGAUUGGCUUGUACUGAUCAACUGCAAUCAGUUUCAUCAAUUAUUUAUACGCCAGCAGCAUGCGACUGAAUUUGACCAUAAAAACAUUAAUCCGAAAAAGCAACCUGACUGGGGAUCCGCAAGUCUGUAAUAGAAGUAGGCCUAUACAUCGAAACAGAUAAUUAUAAUAGACCCCCCGUGACACUACAAAUCAUGCCGUCCUGAGAGAGAUUGGCGCUUGACGCAUACAACUGUUCCUCAUCUUUGUCGAGAAAUCCGUCUGUUUGGAAAAUGUGUGCACACUUCAUAAAGUUUGUUUGUAUUUUCGUGUUGAUGUUCGCUUGUGAGGGAAUCUUGGGCGAAUGGACAUGCCUACCAGAUAAAUGUGUUAAGAGCCAGUCUGUGUCACACGAUUGGGACUAUCUUCAAUUUGUUUUACAGUGGCCUCAAAGCGUGUGUCUCCAGUUCAACUAUACUGGUGGUUACGAUCGCCCCCACCAUCGCAAAACGAAAAAAUGCAUCAUUCCGAGUAACAUACGUCAGUGGACCAUUCAUGGAACGUGGCCAACAAAGACAGACACACUGAGCCCGCAGUGCUGUAAUAACUCUUGGACAUUCACCAUGGGCGUGAUCGAUGAUCUUCUCCCAGAAAUGAACCAGUCCUGGCCGAAUUUGUUUGUCGGUGGUGCUCUCGGCUCAUUUUGGUGUCAUGAAUGGGGCGCACACGGCACAUGCUGUGCCAAUCUACCAGCCUUGUACGGUGAGCAUAACUACUUCAGUAAGACCAUCGACCUCAGACAAAAGUUCGACAUUGACAACAUUUUAAGUGAUGCUGGUAUUGUCCCAUCGUCGUCAGCCAGAUACAAACUGACUGACAUCCAAAAGGCUGUCCAAAUUGCUACAGGCGCCAUCCCUAAUCUCAGUUGCUUCUUUUUGCCGAUGAAAAAGGGCUCUCUACAGUGUCUGUCAGAGAUUCGACUGUGCUUGGACGAGACGUUUGAACCACGUGAUUGUCCCGUCCAUAGUGGUAACUCCAGCAGUAACAAAUUCACUGGCUGUAAACCUAGCGUUGGGAUUUCAUUACCGCCAAUAUCCUAGAACAAUACGCCUGGAUUGUGAGACUAACCGUACUGUUGCCUUCAACGAUAAAAAAUCAUAAUGACACAUGAGAGGGCAUGAUGGUAGCGAUGUUGCAGCAGCAAGUUCUGAGGCAACAUGUGCACAUCUCACUCACAUUAAAAGCACUGCAGCUGAUUUCACGAAACGCUAGGAUUAAUCCUAUCUCGAGUUAGGACAAGUAACCCCUCCUAACUUAGGAUAAGUUCAAUGCGUCCUAGGUCUUUGAAUACGGAACUUUACUUGUCCUAUAUCCUAAGAUUAAUCCUAAGUUGGAUGAGUUUGGUGAAAUCGACGGCUGGACACCUGUGGUAAUUGUCGAUUUCACCAAACUCUUCCUAACUUAGGAUUAGUCUUACGACGAGUCCCAGCCUUGCAGUAACAUGUAAACCCUAAGAUUACUCCUAAGUUAGAACGAGCUCGAGAUAGAAUUAAUCCUAGCGUUGCGUGAAAUCGAGCCCAGUAUUCUCACUUGGUGA